AUGCCUGCCGCCAAGAGGUGCCACGGCGGCGUCUGUAUGGGCUGCCUCGUGGACCCCGUCGCGAAGCUGUGGACUUCGGAGCCGAACAUGGUGCGGUGGGACGAGGCGCGCGGAGGAUACCCGGCUCCCCCUUCCAGGACCGCUGCGGGCGCCGUCAUUUUUGCGGGCUCCUUCAACCCCCCGCACCACGGCCACGCCGAGGUGAUGCGCUAUCUGGCAGGGGCGCACGAGUCUGUGCACGUGGUCGUCGGGGUGAACCCGAGCAAGGUGUACCUGAUCAGCGCGGAGGACAGGAAGGCCAUCCUGGAGGGCAUCGCUCGCGGCAUCGGCGCGCAGAACGUGAGGGUGCACGUCUGGGGGGGGGCCAUCUUCAGGCUCGCGAGGCAGCUGGGCGCUCGCGCCUUCUACCGGGGGAUUCGCUCCUGGGAGGAGGACGGCAAGGCAGAGAGGCACCUCGAGGUCCAGAACCUGUGCUGGCCCCCCCUCGCCUCCUGCAUGGCCCCCAUGCCGACCUACUACGUGCAGGGCCCCCCGCAGUACAACGGGGUCAGCUCCACCCUGCUGCGCGAGCGGCUGGCUGCCGGCGAACGUAUCGACGAUCUGGUGCCGGCAGGAGUGGCAGAGCAGGUCCGCACCGUGUUCGCGAGAUCCUGUUGA
This is a messenger RNA of Prorocentrum cordatum, 657 nucleotides long. NCBI's taxonomy places the organism in Eukaryota, Dinophyceae, Prorocentrales, Prorocentraceae. The record is from the annotation of a GenBank genome assembly.